UACGCAGCUGCGGUGCGCUUAUCAGCCACAGUAAGAGGGCCCCCACAGCCAGAAGAGGGCACACCCAAGGCCAGAAGAGGGCCCCCUCCACAGCCAGAAGAGGGUCCUCCACAGCCAGAAGAGGCCCCACCCAAGGCCAGAAGAGGGGCCCCUCCACAGCCAGAAGAGGCCCCACCCAAGGCCAGAAGAGGGGCCCCACCCAAGGCCAGAAGAGGGCCCCCUCCACAGCCAGAAGAGGCCCCACCCAAGGCCAGAAGAGGGCCCCCUCCACAGCCAGAAGAGGCCCCACCCAAGGCCAGAAGAGGACCCUCCACAGCCAGAAGAGGGCCCCCCACUACAGCCAGAAGAGGGCACACCCAAGGCCAGAAGAGGGCCCUCCACAGCCAGAAGAGGCCCCACCCAAGGCCAGAAGAGGGCCCCCCUCCACAGCCAGAAGAGGCCCCACCCAAGGCCAGAAGAGGGCCCCACCCAAGGCCAAAAGAGGGCCCUCCACAGCCAGAAGAGGGCCCCCACAGCCAGAAGAGGACCCACCCAAGGCCAGAAGAGGGUCCCCUCCACAGCCAGAAGAGGCCCCACCCAAGGCCAGAAGAGGGCCCCCCUCCACAGCCAGAAGAGGGCCCCCCUCCACAGCCAGAAGAGGGCCCCCCUCCACAGCCAGAAGAGGCCCCACCCAAGGCCAGAAGAGGGCCCUCCACAGCCAGAAGAGGGCCCCCACAGCCAGAAGAGGCCCCACCCAAGGCCAGAAGAGGGUCCCCUCCACAGCCAGAAGAGAGCCCCCUCCACAGCCAGAAGAGGGCCCCCUCCACAGCCAGAAGAGGGUCCCUUCCACAGCCAGAAGAGGGGCUCCCCUCCACAGCCAGAAGAGGCCCCUUCCACAGCCAGAAGAGGCCCCUUCCACAGCCAGAAGAGGGCCCCUUCCACAGCCAGAAGAGGGCCCCUUCCACAGCCAGAAGAGGGCCCCCUCCACAGCCAGAAGAGACCCCACCCAAGGCCAGAAGAGGGGCCCCCUCCACAGCCAGAAGAGGGCGCCCUCCACAGCCAGAAGAGGGCCCCUCCACAGCCAGAAGAGGGACCCCUCCACAGCCAGAAGAGGGCCCCCCCUCCACAGCCAGAAGAGGCCCGACCCAAGGCCAGAAGAGGGUCCCCUCCACAGCCAGAAGAGAGCCCCCUCCACAGCCAGAAGAGGGCCCCCUCCACAGCCAGAAGAGGGUCCCUUCCACAGCCAGAAGAGGGGCUCCCCUCCAGAGCCAGAAGAGGCCCCUUCCACAGCCAGAAGAGGGGCUCCCCUCCAGAGCCAGAAGAGGCCCCUUCCACAGCCAGAAGAGGGCUCCUUCCACAGCCAGAAGAGGGCCCCUUCCACAGCCAGAAGAGGGCCCCCUCCACAGCCAGAAGAGACCCCACCCAAGGCCAGAAGAGGGCCCCUCCACAGCCAGAAGAGGGCGCCCUCCACAGCCAGAAGAGGGCCCCCUCCACAGCCAGAAGAGGGCCCCCUCCACAGCCAGAAGAGGGACCCCUCCACAGCCAGAAGAGGGCCCCCCUCCACAGCCAGAAGAGGGCCCCCCUCCACAGCCAGAAGAGGGCCCCCCUCCACAGCCAGAAGAGGGCCCCCCUCCACAGCCAGAAGAGGGCCCCCCUCCACAGCCAGAAGAGGGCCCCACCCAAGGCCAGAAGAGGGCCCUCUACAGCCAGAAGAGGGCCCUCCACAGCCAGAAGAGGGCCCCCUCCACAGCCAGAAGAGGGCCCCCUCCACAGCCAGAAAAGGGCCCCCUCCACAGCCAGAAGAGGGCCCCCUCCACAACCAGAAGAGGGCCCCCUCCACAGCCAGAAGAGGCCCCACCCAAGGCCAGAAGAGGGCCCUCCACAGCCAGAAGAGGGCCCCCACAGCCAGAAGAGGGUCCCCUCCACAGCCAGAAGAGAGCCCCCUCCACAGCCAGAAGAGGGCCCCCUCCACAGCCAGAAGAGGGUCCCUUCCACAGCCAGAAGAGGGGCUCCCCUCCACAGCCAGAAGAGGCCCCUUCCACAGCCAGAAGAGGCCCCUUCCACAGCCAGAAGAGGGCCCCUUCCACAGCCAGAAGAGGGCCCCUUCCACAGCCAGAAGAGGGCCCCCUCCACAGCCAGAAGAGACCCCACCCAAGGCCAGAAGAGGGCCCCCUCCACAGCCAGAAGAGGGCGCCCUCCACAGCCAGAAGAGGGCCCCCUCCACAGCCAGAAGAGGGACCCCUCCACAGCCAGAAGAGGGCCCCCCUCCACAGCCAGAAGAGGGCCCUCCUCCACAGCCAGAAGAGGCCCCACCCAAGGCCAGAAGAGGGCCCUCCACAGCCAGAAGAGGGCCCUCCACAGCCAGAAGAGGGCCCCCACAGCCAGAAGAGGCCCCACCCAAGGCCAGAAGAGGGUCCCCUCCACAGCCAGAAGAGAGCCCCCUCCACAGCCAGAAGAGGGCCCCCUCCACAGCCAGAAGAGGGUCCCUUCCACAGCCAGAUGAGGGGCUCCCCUCCAGAGCCAGAAGAGGCCCCUUCCACAGCCAGAAGAGGGCCCCUUCCACAGCCAGAAGAGGGCCCCUUCCACAGCCAGAAGAGGGCCCCCUCCACAGCCAGAAGAGACCCCACCCAAGGCCAGAAGAGGGCCCCCUCCACAGCCAGAAGUGGGCCCCCUCCACAGCCAGAAGAGGGCCCCCUCCACAGCCAGAAGAGGGCCCCCCUCCACAGCCAGAAGAGGGCCCCCCUCCACAGCCAGAAGAGGGCCCCCCUCCACAGCCAGAAGAGGGCCCCACCCAAGGCCAGAAGAGGGCCCUCUACAGCCAGAAGAGGGACCUCCACAGCCAGAAGAGGGCCCCCUCCACAGCCAGAAGAGGGCCCCCUCCACAGCCAGAAAAGGGCCCCUCCACAGCCAGAAAAGGGCCCCUCCACAGCCAGAAGAGGGCCCCCUCCACAGCCAGAAGAGGCCCCACCCAAGGCCAGAAGAGGGCCCCCCUCCACAGCCAGAAGAGGGCCCACCCAAGGCCAGAAGAGGGUCCCCUCCACAGCCAGAAGAGAGCCCCCUCCACAGCCAGAAGAGGGCCCCCUCCACAGCCAGAAGAGG
Molecule: messenger RNA, 3078 nt
Organism: Procambarus clarkii (red swamp crayfish)
Lineage: Eukaryota; Metazoa; Arthropoda; Malacostraca; Decapoda; Cambaridae
Source: RefSeq, a predicted model, not a curated record